AAACAACACACCCAAACCCUACAAACUUUUAUUUAAAGGAGGAGGGAAAAAAAACCCAACUUUUCCUGGGGCAAGGGACAGUACAUGCCCAAAGAUACAGUGCACUCUGGAAGAAAGACUGCAUCUCCCUCCCUUUCUUAGGAGCUGAUAGGUCAUUUAUUAUUGGAGCUGAAAUGAUAUAAACAAUCCUCUGUCUCUCUCGCUUUUUCCCCCCCCUUGUUAACAGCAACUUUCAUUGUUAGAGGGAGAGAGGGAGAGAAGCCUUGUUGGUUGACGUCACUUUUGGUGCCUAGAAGUGAAGCUGCUCAACAAACCUUGAGAAGAAUCAUCUCCUCCUGCUUCAAUCUGCCGCUGGGAAGGAACUAACCGGAGAGAGAGAGCCGGAGAGGGAGACAGAAACAAGCCAAAAAGAAAAAUCAUCAUCAUCUCCAUUCCAUCCCUCCUCUCUCUCUCUCCCUCUUUUUUACUUUUCCAAGGAAAACAAUAAGAAGAAGGGAGGGGACGUUUUCAAAACCCAGGAAAAAACAAUCCCAAUCUUCAUCCGGGAGGGAGGCGGGGGUGGGGAGAGUCCGCAGAGAGUCUCCCACUUCCCAACUAAAGCUUGCAAAACAGUGAUGUUACAAGACUGACUGGUUUCAUUACAAUAUGGAGUCUGGAGAGCGGUUAACAUCGUCAACAGCCUCUUCCACUACAUCUACUUCAUUGGCAACGUCUUCUACACCUUCUGUAGCUUCGGCAGUUUCGAAAGGUGGCCUUUCCACCGGAGCCACAUCUCUUAGCUCCACAAUCAACACCUGUGGACAUUUAUUCAGAGCAGCCGGGGAUCAACCGUUUACCCUGUCCACAGUGUCGAGUGCCUUCCCAAUGGUCAGCCACCCAGUCUUUGGUCUACACACAGCCAGCUCAGGGCAUUCAGAGUUUGGUGGUUUGGGAACACUUGGUACACCCACUGCCUUAGCCGCACAGCCCCACCUGGCAUCUUUUCCAGAAUGGUGGCGAGCAGCUGAUGUACACACACGUACAGGAGCAACUUUCUUUCCACCCCUGCUGGGGAUUCCAUCACUGUUUGCUCCUCCAGCUCAGAACAGUGAUUCCGCUUCAUUCCAUUCAAGAACUGCUGGAAAAAAUAAUCGAGGCAGUCUAGAAAAAGGUGUGAACGGGUCAAUAAAUGGAAAUAGUACAUCAUCCGUAACUGGCAUCAGCACAUCUGUAUUAUCCACUACUGCUGCAAGUUCCACUGGACAAGCAAAGGUUGUCACAUCAGGUGGAGGUAGUCGCAAAUCUAACCAAGAACAAAGCAAAACUCAGCUUUUGGAUGCCAGGGCUGACAAAAUUAAAGAUAAGAAACCAAGAAAGAAAGCACUGGAAAGUUCCAGCAACAGUGACAGUGAUUCGGGCACAUCAUCAGACACCUCAAGCGAAGGCAUUAGUAGCAGUGAUUCCGAUGAUCUAGAGGAAGAUGAAGAAGAGGAAGACGAUCAAAGUGUUGAAGAAAGUGAAGAUGAUGAUUCUGAUUCUGAGAGUGAAGCACAACAUAAGAGCAAGAAUAAGGUGCUAAUCCACGGUAUCACAGACCUGAAAACAGAUGGACAAAAAGCAACUGAAAAGCCCCAGGAAAAAAGAACACACCAGCCGAUACCUCUUGUGUCUGAUUCCCAGACUCACACAUCAUUCCAAUCCCAGCAGAAGCAGCCUCAGGUUUUGUCACAGCAGCUUCCCUUUAUUUUCCAAAGCUCUCAGGCAAAGGAGGAAUCUGUGAACAAACACCCAAGUGUAAUACAGUCCACGGGAUUGGUGCCCAAUGUGAAACCUUUGUCUUUGGUAAAUCAAGCCAAAAAGGAAACUUAUAUGAAACUCAUAGUUCCUUCUCCUGAUAUACUCAAAGCAGGGAAUAAAAAUACCUCUGAAGAAACUAACCCUCUGACCAGUGAAUUGCGAUUAAAACGGGAACAGUACAAGCAGGCCUUCCCAGCACAAUUCAAGAAACAAGAUCCUUCUAGAAGCCUGAAAAAGGUUAUUGCAGCUCUGUCAAGUUCAAAAGCAGCCUCCUGUUCACCAGCGCAUCCAAAACAAACAACUUUAGAAAACAACCACUCUAAUCCAUUUUUGACAAAUGCACUUUUAGGUAAUCACCAACCUAAUGGAGUUAUUCAGAGUGUCAUCCAAGAAGCUCCUCUAGCACUUACCACCAAAUCUAAAACCCAGAGUCAAAUGAAUGAAAACGUAGCUACUUCUAGUAGCUCCUCUUUUUCCUCACCAGUAAAUUUAAGUACAAGUGGGAAAAAAAACCCUGGCAAUCGAACACCUAUUAUUCCCUCUACCUCUCCUGUACUGCAUGGUCCGGGGAAGGAAAAAACUGUUGGCAAUAAUGUAAUAACUACAGUAAAAACGCAGCAUCGCCUUCAUUUGACAAAAUCCUUGGCGGAUCAGUUUAGAGGAACGGAUUCCGAUAUCCCCAGCAGUAAGGACUCUGAUGACUCCAACGAUGAAGAUGAUGAGGAUGAGGAUGAUGAAGAUGAUGAGGAUGAGGACGAUGAAGAUGAUGAUUCGGAUGACAGCCAAUCAGAAUCUGACAGCAAUUCAGACUCUGAUACUGAAGGGUCAGAAGAUGACGAUGACGAAGAUGAUAAAGACCAAGAUGACUCUGAUAGUGAUACUGAAGGGGAGAAAAUUUCAAUGAAGCUGAACAAAACCACUUCUUCUCUUAAAAGCUCUUCCAUCAAUCUCACAGCUCACUCGACGCCACUUAAUCUCCAAGUAGCAAAAACCCCAGGCUCUGCUCCAGCUGCCUUAUGUCCUGAAUCUCAGUCACCGGUUUUUCUUGGCACUCCUUCGUCCACACUUUCUUCAAGUCCACACUGUGGUACUUCAAAAAGGAGAAGGGUAACAGAUGAGCGGGAGCUGCGUAUUCCUCUGGAAUAUGGUUGGCAAAGAGAGACAAGAAUAAGGAACUUUGGAGGACGGCUUCAAGGAGAAGUAGCAUAUUAUGCUCCAUGUGGGAAGAAACUUAGACAGUACCCUGAAGUAAUAAAGUAUCUCAGCAGAAAUGGAAUAAUGGAUAUCUCAAGGGACAAUUUCAGCUUCAGUGCAAAAAUAAGAGUGGGUGACUUCUAUGAAGCCAGAGAUGGACCGCAGGGUAUGCAGUGGUGUCUUCUGAAAGAAGAAGAAGUCAUUCCUCGUAUCAGGGCAAUGGAAGGUCGUAGAGGACGACCACCAAAUCCAGAUAGACAGCAUGCUAGAGAAGAGUCCAGAAUGAGACGGCGUAAAGGUCGACCCCCAAAUGUUGGCAGCACUGAAUUUUUAGACAAUACGGAUGCCAAACUGCUUAGGAAAUUGCAAGCUCAAGAAAUAGCCAGGCAAGCAGCACAAAUAAAGCUUUUGAGAAAACUUCAGAAGCAGGAACAGGCUCGAGUUGCCAAAGAAGCAAAAAAACAGCAAGCAAUUAUGGCGGCUGAAGAAAAACGGAAGCAAAAAGAACAAAUAAAGAUAAUGAAGCAACAGGAGAAAAUUAAGAGAAUACAGCAAAUCAGAAUGGAAAAAGAACUUCGAGCCCAGCAAAUUUUAGAGGCUAAAAAGAAAAAGAAGGAAGAAGCGGCAAAUGCCAAAUUAUUGGAGGCCGAGAAACGAAUAAAGGAAAAAGAAAUGAGGCGACAACAAGCCGUUCUACUAAAGCAUCAGGAGCGAGAGAGACGGCGUCAGCAUAUGAUGCUUAUGAAAGCUAUGGAAGCUCGUAAAAAAGCCGAAGAGAAAGAACGAUUAAAGCAAGAAAAACGUGAUGAAAAAAGAUUGAAUAAAGAACGUAAACUAGAGCAACGGAGACUGGAAUUAGAAAUGGCAAAGGAACUAAAGAAGCCUAAUGAAGAUAUGUGCUUAGCAGACCAGAAGCCUUUGCCGGAGUUGCCUCGCAUUCCAGGCCUUGUCCUUUCUGGAAGUACAUUUUCGGACUGUCUUAUGGUGGUACAGUUCUUACGUAACUUUGGCAAAGUUCUUGGCUUUGAUGUGAACAUUGAUGUCCCAAGCCUGAGUGUUCUUCAGGAAGGAUUGCUCAACAUGGGGGACAGCAUGGGAGAAGUGCAAGAUUUGCUCGUGAGACUCCUCUCAGCUGCAGUGUGUGAUCCAGGUCUAUUAACAGGAUAUAAGGCCAAGACAACGCUUGGGGAGCAUUUAUUGAAUGUUGGUGUCAACCGGGACAAUGUUUCUGAGAUCCUGCAGAUUUUUAUGGAAGCUCACUGUGGACAAACUGAGCUUACAGAAAGUCUUAAGACCAAAGCCUUCCAGGCACACACUCCAGCUCAGAAAGCAUCAGUUCUUGCUUUUCUUAUUAAUGAACUAGCGUGCAGUAAGAGCGUUGUGAGUGAAAUUGACAAGAACAUUGAUUACAUGUCAAAUUUAAGAAGAGAUAAAUGGAUGGUGGAAGGGAAACUUCGCAAGCUUAGAAUUAUUCACGCCAAGAAAACGGGCAAGAGGGACACUUCAGUUGGAGGUGAUCUCGGGGAAGAGCAACACCCCCUGGGCACACCCACCGCGAGCCGCAAACGCAGGCGAAAGGGAGGAGACAGUGACUACGACGAUGACGAUGACAGUGAUGACCAAGCCGAUGAAGACGAUGAAGAUGAAGAAGAAAAAGAUGACAAAAAGGGGAAAAAGACAGAUGUCUGUGAUGAUGAGGAUGAUGGUGAUCAGGCCGCAAGUGUUGAGGAGCUAGAGAAACAGAUUGAAAAACUCACGAAGCAACAAAGCCAAUACCGAAGGAAGCUGUUUGAUGCUUCUCACUCUCUGCGUUCAAUGAUGUUUGGUCAAGAUCGUUACAGACGCCGGUAUUGGAUCCUGCCCCAGUGCGGGGGUAUUUUCGUGGAAGGCAUGGAAAGUGGUGAAGGUCUGGAAGAAAUUGCAAAAGAAAAAGAGAAGCUAAGAAAAGCUGAAAGUAUCCAAAUCAAAGAAGAGAUGUUUGAGGUUUCUGCGGACAAAUUAAACUGUUUAAACACAGGUCACUGUGAGCAAAAAGAAGACCUUAAAGAAAAAGAUAACACUAAUCUAUUUCUGCAGAAGCCAGGCUCUUUUUCCAAACUAAGCAAACUGCUAGAAGUAGCAAAGAUGCCUCCUGAAUCAGAUGUAAUCCCCAAACCAAAUGGGAGUGCUGCAAAUGGGUGCACACUAUCUUAUCAAAACAACACCAAAAAUGCACUCUACAGCCUUCAAACACCAGCACCCCAAGUCAGCUCUGAAAAGGCAGACUCCAAUGCUCUGUUUAGCCCAGUUUCAAGUGGGCCAGGGAAAUUUUACAAUCCACCGUUAAUCCCAAAUGACCAGUUGCUAAAAACCCUAACGGAGAAGAGUAGGCAGUGGUUCAGCCUUCUACCAAGAACACCUUGUGAUGAAACCUCAGUUACCCAUAUUGAUGCAUCCCCUGCUGCUUCUUCAGUGGCUCCUCAGUCUCAACCACCGUCUAAAUCACCCUCGCCUGUCCCAUCACCUCUUCUUAGCUCAUCCUCUGCUCAAACUCCCAUGGGACUAAGUCCUUUUACUGUAACACCACUUCAGAUAAAGAGUGGAUUACCAAUAAUGGGACUUCAGUUCUGUGGAUGGCCCACGGGAGUUCUUACUUCAAGUCUUCCAUUUACAUCUCCUUUAUCGAGUUUAGGUUCAGGGUUGGGUCUGGCCGAAGGAAAUGGUAAUUCAUUCUUGACCCCCAAUGUUCCUUCAGCUAAAAGUGAAUCACCAGUGCCACCAGGUGAAAAGGCAGCUUCCGCUGUCCCUGCAGCAGUUGAAGUAGCCAAACCAGUAGAUUACCCUAGUCCAAAACCCAUUCCGGAAGAAAUGCAGUUUGGUUGGUGGAGAAUUAUUGACCCAGAGGACUUAAAAGCUUUGCUCAAAGUGCUGCAUCUCAGGGGAAUAAGAGAAAAGGCCUUACAGAAACAAAUACAGAAACACUUAGACUAUAUAACCCAGGCCUGCAUCAAGAAUAAAGAUGUUGCUAUCAUUGAAAUAAGUGAAAAUGAGGAAAACCAAGUUACCCGCGAUGUUGUGGAGAACUGGUCGGUAGAAGAGCAGGCUAUGGAGAUGGACCUGAUUAUUCUACAGCAGGUGGAAGACUUAGAAAGGAGAGUCGCAUCAGCUAGUUUACAAGUUAAGGGUUGGAUGUGUCCAGAGCCCGCCUCAGAAAGGGAAGACCUGGUAUAUUUUGAACAUAAAUCAAUUACUAAAUUAUGCAAGGAGCACGAUGGAGAGAGUGGAGGAGGAGACGAAGGAGGUGCCAGUGCUCUAGAACGGAAGAGUGACAACCCUCUAGAUAUAGCUGUAACCAGGCUGGCUGAUUUGGAGCAGAACAUAGAGCGAAGAAUUGAAGAGGAUAUUGCUCCAGGGCUCAGGGUAUGGCGAAGGGCAUUGUCAGAAGCUCGCAGUGCCGCCCAGGUAGCUCUGUGCAUUCAGCAGUUACAGAAAUCAAUAGCAUGGGAAAAAUCAAUUAUGAAAGUUUAUUGCCAAAUCUGCCGAAAGGGAGAUAAUGAGGAGCUGCUGCUUCUUUGUGAUGGCUGCGAUAAAGGAUGUCACACUUACUGCCACAGACCGAAGAUCACUACUAUACCAGAUGGUGACUGGUUUUGCCCGGCCUGUAUUGCUAAGGCAAGCGGUCAAACCCUAAAAAUAAAAAAACUGAGUAUCAAAGGGAAAAAAAGUAAUGAACAAAAGAGAGGCAGGAAGCUGUCUCUGACCGGAGAAACUGAAGAUGAAGAUUCUGCAACCACAAGUAGCUCUAUAAAGAGAGGAAGUAAAGACCCCAAAAAGAGAAAAAUGGAAGAAAAUACUCCAGUCACCCUCAUAAAACAAGAAAGCUUCAGUCCUCUUAAGAAACCUAAAAGAGAUGACUCUAAGGAUCUGGCUUUCUGCAGCAUGAUCCUGACUGAAAUGGAAACUCAUGAAGAUGCAUGGCCUUUCCUCCUUCCUGUAAACUUGAAACUCGUUCCUGGGUACAAGAAAGUUAUUAAGAAACCUAUGGAUUUUUCCACCAUUAGAGAAAAAUUGAGUAGUGGACAGUACCCUAACCUUGAAACCUUUGCUCUAGAUGUCAGGCUUGUCUUUGACAACUGUGAAACCUUUAAUGAAGAUGAUUCUGACAUAGGCAGGGCUGGCCACAACAUGAGGAAAUAUUUUGAAAAAAAAUGGACAGACAUUUUCAGAGUGAGCUGAAGUUAUCAGAACUCCUUUCCCCUACCCCCCCCUCCAGCCCCCAUUAAACGAGGACAAACGAGACCAGCAAUGUGAACUGUUCUUUACGUAAAAGUGCAAGGCGCACACAUAAUUAAUGACUGUUGUUUUUUUUCCUUUAAAACGUAUCGCGGAAGAGUGAUACUAAUUCUAAAGGCUUCACUCCUACAGCAACCAUGGCCCUUGGUUAUUGGUUUGUGUGUUUUGUCAACUGAUUUAGGUAGAACAGGGAAGCACACCCAAAGAAUUUUCAAAGAAAGGGGUGUUCUAGUGCAAUAGCAAUGAAAUAUAUCAAACCGCACUGAAUAUUCAACCACCAGAGCUCUACUUGGGGAAUGGUUCUCCUUUCCCUCUCAAUAAAUAUCUAUUUUUCAUUUUUUUUACUUUGUAGUUUAUUUUUUAGUGAAUGUAUUUAAUUUUAUGAAUUAUUUAUGAUUAAACCGCAUCCAGAAUCUUCGUUUUCUGUGAAAAGGAAGAAUUAGAAAAUUGCUUUAAAUCUUGAAAAUACAACAAGGAAUGUUUUAAAAUAUAAAACAAAGCCAAGUAAAACUGUUUACACUGAUGUGCUAUAAAAGCACUAAAAAUUAAACUUUACUGUAGAGUUACAAGUACAUUUAUAUAUAUGUUGCUGCAUCACUUGUGUAGUUAAACUGUAUUUCAGGACCGUGAAGAAAAUUGAGACAUAUGUAUAUACUGUUCAUUAUUGUUUAUAUUAAGUCUUGUUUUAAAUAUGUAUGAUGUGUACAUAUUGUUUGCAGACAUUAUUGUUUAUGCCUUAGAAGGAUUGUAGCAUUUUAUUUUAGUCUUAAGGUAAUUAUAGAUAUGCAGCUUGUACAGUAAUUAUCCUCUACCAACACUGUGGAGUCUCCUUAAUCUUGGUAGUGCCUGCCUUUAAAACAGGGUGUAGGGGAUAUUAGUUUUCCAUUUUUUCUAUUUUGUUAUAUAAUUUCAAGCCACCAGGGCCUCAAAUUCAAGUAUAUAAUCAUUUGUAUCCAUGUGGAAUAAAAUUGUGACAAUUUCCUACGCACACAGUAUUUUUUCAUAGAAACAUUUCCCUCCAUUUGCCUUGCCACAGAAAUAAAUUUAAAAAAGACAUUUGUAACCACUGUGUUUUAUCUACUGUGUGUUGUGGUGGCCUGUUGGAGGCAGGUAGAUCAGAAUUUUUUUUGUACCUAUGUAAGAGUACUUGAAGUUUUAUUUAAAACAAAAUGUUGUGGGAAAGUUAGCAUUCUUUUUUUUUUAGGAGUGUUAUUUUUCACUAGUAUGUGUGGCACGGAUACAAUAAAAAACAGUUUUGCAAAUCA
This is a messenger RNA of Tachyglossus aculeatus (Australian echidna), 8507 nucleotides long. RefSeq names its product bromodomain adjacent to zinc finger domain 2B (gene BAZ2B). The coding region runs from base 646 to 7185 and encodes 2179 amino acids. The record is from RefSeq and is a predicted model, not a curated record. Gene Ontology annotation, molecular function: DNA binding; protein binding. Lineage: Eukaryota; Metazoa; Chordata; Mammalia; Monotremata; Tachyglossidae. The transcript has 37 exons.